Messenger RNA from Papilio machaon (common yellow swallowtail), 3774 nucleotides. RefSeq names its product adenylate cyclase type 2. The record is from RefSeq and is a predicted model, not a curated record. Gene Ontology annotation, molecular function: adenylate cyclase activity. Gene Ontology annotation, biological process: cAMP biosynthetic process; adenylate cyclase-activating G protein-coupled receptor signaling pathway; adenylate cyclase-inhibiting G protein-coupled receptor signaling pathway. The coding region runs from base 226 to 3750 and encodes 1174 amino acids. Gene Ontology annotation, cellular component: plasma membrane. NCBI's taxonomy places the organism in Eukaryota, Metazoa, Arthropoda, Insecta, Lepidoptera, Papilionidae. The transcript is spliced from 25 exons.
UCGAAGUACAGCGACGCCUUUGCUAUUUAAAAAAAAAAAUCGCGCGUUUCUGUAUUCAGAAAGAUAAUACAGUGUUGCUAGUUUAAGUGAAUGAAAUAUAAAAAAAGUUUUUGUUUUUAUUUAUUUCAAGGUGAAAUGUGAAGUGUGGCCAAUUUAUAAAUGAUUAGAAGUAACAAGCUGGGGCGCUGUGUUAGAGACAGAUUAGUUCCUGUGUUAUUUUAAGUCAUGGAUGACACUGAAAUUCGGGCGGGAAAAAAUGAAGCAGAGGAAGAGGGGACGGAGCUGGAACUGGAAGCUCUGUACAGAAGAUACUGCGUCAGAUUGAAGCACGCUCUGUUCGUGUCUGCUCUUUGCGUCACGUUGCUUUGCUGCGCUGCUCUACUCUGUGCAGUCUGCGUGCUUCAUGCUGAGGAGCUGUCAUCACAGGUGAAGGCGGUGUCUACGCUGUCGGUGACGGUGUGUGUGUUGGGCGCGGUGCUGGCACUAGCGCUGCUACCGGCCGCUGCGGAAUGCGAGGCGCUUGCGCUGGCCGGCUCGCUGCUCGUCACACUAUGCCUCGGCGCUGGCACGCUCAUGGCAACGCAUCAUGCGCCGUUGCCACUCUUCGCCCUCAUACUGAUGGUGCACACAAUGAUGCCUAUAGCACGACGUAUCGCGCUGGGCAUGUCGGCGUGUCUCAUAUUGGCGUAUAUGGGGGUCGCCAUUGGACUUGGCCCUGCCGGUCAAGAGGAUCAAUUUUAUCAACAGCUUACAUGUGAGCUGGCUCUCCUACUAUCAGCGAGUGGGAUAGGGCUGUACUACCGAGUGCUGACGGAGCGCGCUCACAGGAACACAUUCGCCGGCACUAGGACCUGUCUGGAGCAGCGCGUUAAGUUAGAGUGCGAGCGGGAGCAACAAGAGAGACUGCUGCUGUCAGUAAUUCCUGCCUACAUUGCCGCUGAGGUGAAGCGAUCGAUAAUGUUGAAGAUGGCGGACGCGUGCGCCGACACGUCGAAGCAAACGCGCUUCCACGAGAUGCACGUGCAGCGGCACAACAACGUCAGCAUUCUAUACGCGGACAUCGUCAACUUUACACCGCUCUCCGAACGACUCAGCGCCUCGGAUUUAGUCAAGACACUCAAUGAACUAUUCGGAAGAUUCGAUCAGAUCGCCCAGGAGAACCAAUGCAUGCGUAUCAAGAUCCUCGGAGACUGCUACUACUGCGUGUCGGGGCUGCCGGUGUCGCGGCCCAACCACGCCUACAAUUGCGUCAACAUGGGCCUACAGAUGAUUGACGCGAUACGUUUCGUUCGAGAGGCAACCGGUUUUAACGUGGACAUGCGCAUCGGGAUUCACACGGGCAACGUGCUGUGCGGCGUGCUGGGCCUCAGGAAAUGGCAGUUCGAUGUCUGGAGCGAUGACGUCACGCUCGCCAAUCACAUGGAGUCAGGCGGAAUUGCAGGGCGCGUUCACAUCACUAAAGCGACGAUGCUGCAGCUGGGAGGUAGAUUCGAGGUAGAGCCGGGCGAAGGAGCAGCGCGCGAGGGGUAUCUCGCUGACCACAAGGUGGAGACGUACCUCAUUGUACCUCCCAGGAAACCAUCAGGGAUAGCAGAGAACGGUCGUUUGUCCGUAUGCACAGUCGAUCGCAAGGGAAGCGUCGUCUCCUCGUUGUACCAGGACGUGUCUCCGACCAAGCCACGGGACAACAUAAGUCCAGCACCAUCGCAGCAUAGCUUUGUUGAACAGGAGACCACAAAAGUACUGAGGUCUGAGUCUCUACGAUAUCCUGGAGAAAUAAAUCGUAGAGCAUCAGUAAAAGUAGAAGGGCCCCGGACUGUUGCUUUUGAAAACAAUAAUACAACAAACACAGGAGACGGACUCAGCAAUGGUGCGGUAGUCAGCGCUAAACCGAAGAGUCGUAGUGGAUCAAUUAUUGGAGCUAUCAGUCCUAUCAUGGGCACAGACAGUGUGAUAAAUUUGCACCAAGAAAUGGAGGCAGCACGACCACCGCUAUUCCUUAGAAUGAUAAGUACAAUAUCAAUGGAAACACCGACGACUCCCGGUGUGCCAUCCCGCUCUCGUCCUUCCAGUAAGAUGACCAAAUACGUAGAAUGCUGGGGCGCAGACAAGCCGUUUGCGAACAUAACGGAUUCAACACUUGCGAAGAACAUUGGUAUAUCGAGUCUGGCGAUGAUCGAGCAAAAUUUGUUGCCGCAACGCACAUGUUGCGAAUGCGGCAGCAGUUCCGAGGGUAUGAGCCGUGCGACUCUGUGGUUCACACGUGGCGACCAGGAACGACAGUACCGCGACCAGAGCGACGACCAAUUCAAGUACAAUGUCGCCUGUGCCACCGCGCUCUUUGUGCUACUAGCGUUCAUACAGCUUCUCACUGUGCCCAAGAGCAUAGUAAUGUACGCUGCGUUCGGCCCUACCCUGCUCACUCUGUUGGUGUUCCUCUACUUGUCGUGGUGCGAUGGUCGUUUCGCAUUCUCUGACGUGCCCGAUGAUUAUGACAACUGCUAUAAGCCUGGACAGGUGGUGGCUAACAAUUGCUACAUCAGAUUCACAAUGUUUUUGGUGACUGUACUUUUAAUUGGUUCCUGCGCUGUCAUUAAUCUAUUUCAAACGUUCUUGGUGCAAGAAUUUCCCGAAGAAGUGUGGAGCACAAGCAACAGCACUGAUUCAGAAAAUAUCACUGGCGUUCCUCUGUUUGUUGACGUUGAUUCAGCUCCGACUUUUAUCUACAGUUCAGUGUUGACGCUGGCAUCAAUAUCAGUAUUUCUGCGCGUUGGCUUUGUACUCAAGCUGUUCCUGAUGAUCCUAACUCUUGUUUCUCACAUCUCACUCUUCGCUUCCGCAGAGCUAUUCAGUCAGUACCAAAAAGGGGAGAUAGAUACAGAGUUCUCAAUGCUACCGUAUUCCGCUAAGGCAGGCUUGGUGUUGGUAUUCCUUGCGGCGCUGCUGCACAUCCUCGACAGGCAGAUUGAGUUCACUUCGAGGACAGACUUCCUCUGGAAGGACAAGCUUAAGUUCGAACAAGAGGAAGUCGAGACUAUGAGAGGAAUUAAUAAGAUUUUGCUAGAGAACAUUUUGCCAGCGCACGUUGCUGAACAUUUCCUCACUUCGGUUGCAUCUGAGGAAGACCUGUACCACGAAAGGUACUCAAGUAUUGCGGUGAUGUUCGCGUCCAUUCCCAACUAUAAGGAGUUCUACGACGAGACCGACGUCAACAAGCAGGGCCUCGAGUGCCUUCGCCUUCUCAACGAAAUCAUAUGCGACUUUGAUAAGUUGCUGUUGAAACCAAAAUUCAGUUGCAUUGAAAAGAUUAAAACUAUAGGCAGUACCUACAUGAUUGCAUCAGGAUUGAGACCUGGCAAAGAAGAACAAUUGGAUGCGAAUAGAAAAGAAGAGCAUACGGUGGCAAUUCUUGUGGAGUUCGCAAUAGCUUUGAUGACAAUUUUAGACCAAAUUAAUCGUGAAUCAUUCCAGAGGUUCAAGCUUAGGAUAGGUUUGAACCACGGUCCUGUGAUAGCGGGUGUUGUUGGCGCGCAGAAGCCGCAGUACGACAUCUGGGGCAACACCGUCAACGUCGCCUCCCGCAUGGACUCCACGGGUCUUAUGGGCAGGAUACACGUCACCGAGGACACAGCCAAGGUCCUCAUGAACGUGGGUUACACAUGCGAGUGUAGAGGUCCAACCUUUGUCAAAGGAAAAGGCACUCUCACGACGUACUUCGUGAAGACACCAAACUUUGGUGGUGGAAUAUAAAUUAAUCUAGAUGUUUUGCUAGUU